Petromyzon marinus (sea lamprey) is the source of this 984-nucleotide messenger RNA. The record is from RefSeq and is a predicted model, not a curated record. NCBI's taxonomy places the organism in Eukaryota, Metazoa, Chordata, Hyperoartia, Petromyzontiformes, Petromyzontidae.
AUGAAGGUCCCUAUUGAGCAUGAGCAGAUGGCGUCCCCGUGUACGCUGAAGAUCAUUGGCGGCCAAGGUGGAAACAAGUUCUCGUUCGACAGGAAGGAGAACGCGGCCACGCUGCAGAAGCUCUCCGUGAGCGUUGGGGGCUGGCAGGUGAGGGGCGUGGAGGUGUGGCUGACGGACGGGCGCAGGGAGACAUUUGGCACCAUGAACUCCUCCGCUCAGGAGUUCGAAUUCGAGUCGGGCGAGUUCAUCACGAGCCUCUCGCUCUGGAGCAACGGGGAUGGCACUCGCCUGGGCGCCAUCAAGUUCAGAACGAGCCGCAGCCGCGAGUUCUUUGCCAAGAUGACGGACUGUGGGCUCAAAACCGAGUACAAGAUCGACGUGGGCUCUGGCAUCUGCUUGGGCGUUCAGGGCCGAGCGGGGUCCGACAUUGACUCCAUGGGCUUCCUCUUCAUCAAUGCCAUAAAGUCGUCGGUGAUCCAGGACAUGAAGUACCCGACCAUGCACCAGGUCCUGCCCAACGUGCAGAUGGAGGAGAUUAAUAAAAUGGAGUACACGAACGACACCAGCGUCGUGCAGUCGUACACCUUCGAGAGCUCCAAGAAGAUCACCAAAACGUCAUCCUGGUCCACCACCAACAAGAUCGAGUCCACCUUCAGCCUGACGGUGAACGCCGGUAUUCCUAAGAUCGUGGAGGCAGGGGGCAGGUUCAGCUUCGCAAAGGGCAUUGAGAGCACACACAAGGUGGAGGAGUCCAAGGAGGAAACUGAAACGCUCACGUUCCCGGUCUCUGUUCCGCCCCACAAGACCAUCAACGUGGUCGCCAACAUCGGGCACGCCAAAGUCGACCUUCCGUACACGGCCCUGCUGCGCAUCACCUGCGUGAACGGCGCAUCCCUUGAUGCUUCCCUGAGCGGCGUCUACAACGGGCUCACCUACACCAAGAUGACCACCGUCGCUACUGAGAGCUAGUGUGACACUUUGCAG